AUGGCAAAAUCACCGUCUUCAUCAUCUGAGAAAUUCACUCAAAAGGCCAUAGAAAUUCCAUACAAAGCUCCCCAUAACUACUUGGGUCUGUUGACAAAACCAAGUAACACUGAAACCUUCAAUUCCGUCAUAGAUGCUCUUUCGUCUUCAAAGUACAAAACUUUGUUGACUUCUAAUGCUCCGAUUUACUUGGCAACCCAGAGGGAAUUUUGGGAAAAUGCAAAACUUGAAUCUCAAGAUGAAAUACCCAUAGCCAUCAAUUCCUCGAUAAAGGGUGUUAAAGUUAAAAUUUCACCACAAACAAUCUCUGAAGUGUUUGAACUCAGUGAUCUUCUAGGCAAUUCAAGUAUGCUUGCAGACAUCCCUUUGCCAGAUGGUUCCAAAAAGAUUGAUGUAACCACAAAUGUCAUUGCUACUGCAAAAUCAAGUGUAAAAAGGGAUAUGGAGGCAAAGGACAAAGCAAGGUUUGAACAGGAGAAGAGAGUUUUUAUGGAAAUGAAUGAGCAGGGUAUUUCAGAACCAAAGGAUGAAAAAAAUCCAAAGGUCAAAAGAAAGCAGCCUACUAGACAUCAAUCUCCCAAACCAACAGAUGUUAAAACUCCUGUUGUCUCAACAACUGUUGGUACUUCAAUCAUUUCAACAGCUGUUAGUCAAACAACUGCCACCACUUCAACAUACACCACAACUACUGCUUGCAGUUCAACUACUGCGUCACCAAAAACAUCAUCACUACCAAAAAUCACCUCACCACCAAAAACAACUUCAUCACCACCAUCAUCUCCUGCUAAAAAGCAGAAGACUUCAGAUGACACAUUAUCUGUUCAACCUUCCACUCAAAUCACUACCACUCAAUCCAUCAAAACACCACCAACCUCUCCUGAACCCAAAAGGAGAACGGUAAACAAUGUUGUACUAGAUGAUGACACUUCACCACCACAAACAUCCAUACAAUUACUGCCAGUUGUACCUAUUCCAAACCCUGUUCCUCUUUCUACUGCUCAAGUUGAAAAACCAAACACUGCCAUCACUCCAGCAAGUCCUCAGUACCCUUUAGAGCUUAUAGCAGUUAGAGAGGAGAUUAAAUCCUUCUACACUGAAGAUGGCCCUGCUAAAAGGACUGAGCCACAAAAGCAACAAUUCAGGAGAUCCACCGUUCCACCUGCUGCCAUCCUUUACCAAAGAAGGAAUCAAAACGAGAUGGAUAAAAUAACAGCAGCAGAUAAAGAAGCAGAGGAUUACGUUGUGAAAGUAGGGGUUAAACGGAUUAUUGAAGAAAUACUUGAAUCUUGA
This is a messenger RNA of Helianthus annuus (common sunflower), 1290 nucleotides long. Its product is annotated as proteoglycan 4-like. Lineage: Eukaryota; Viridiplantae; Streptophyta; Magnoliopsida; Asterales; Asteraceae. The coding region runs from base 1 to 1290 and encodes 429 amino acids. The transcript has 4 exons. The record is from RefSeq and is a predicted model, not a curated record.